This is a messenger RNA of Cyphellophora attinorum, 1038 nucleotides long. Its product is annotated as Very-long-chain 3-oxoacyl-CoA. The record is from RefSeq and is a predicted model, not a curated record. NCBI's taxonomy places the organism in Eukaryota, Fungi, Ascomycota, Eurotiomycetes, Chaetothyriales, Cyphellophoraceae. The coding region runs from base 1 to 1038 and encodes 345 amino acids. Gene Ontology annotation, biological process: fatty acid elongation. The transcript is spliced from 2 exons. Gene Ontology annotation, molecular function: ketoreductase activity. Gene Ontology annotation, cellular component: endoplasmic reticulum.
AUGGCACCCAUCCUCCACGUCCAACAACACACCGCUCUCUCACUUACCCUCAGCACCAUUGGCGCCCUAACCCUUGCCACCAUUUUCUACCAGAUCGUCAGUUUCCUGCUCAGCACUUUCAUCGUCUCGGGCCACUCGCUCGAGAAGUUCAAAGACAAGAAAAGCGCCGACGGCACCUGGGCCGUCAUCACCGGCGCCUCAGACGGCCUCGGUCGCCAGUACGCCCUGCAACUCGCCGACAAGGGCUUCAAUGUGCUAUUGAUCAGUCGGACUAAGGCGAAGUUGGAUGCGCUGGCGGAGGAGAUCUCGAACAAAGCGAAGAAGAGCUAUGAUGGCGGUGCGCAGGCGGAGGUGCUGGCCGUGGAUUUCAGUACUGCGGGUGAUGAGCAGUAUGGGCAGAUCGAGCGGGCAUUAAAGGGGAAGGUGGUUGGAGUUCUAAUCAACAACGUGGGACUCAGUCACGACCGACCCGUGGUGUUCAGUGAAACGUCGCUGGAGGAGAUGGAGAGCAUCAUCAAGAUAAACUGUCUGGCGACGUUGAGGGUCACGAAGACUGUGCUGCCAUUCAUGCUCCCCCAACGCCGCGGCCUAAUCCUCACAAUGGGCUCCUUCGCGGGCCUGACCCCCACGCCGCUCCUCGCCACCUACUCCGGCAGCAAAGCCUUCCUGCAAGCCUGGAACACCGCUCUCGCCGCCGAGCUCGCGCCUCAAGGAAUCGUCUGCACCCUCGCGCAAGCCUACCUUAUCACUUCCGCUAUGUCCAAGGUCCGCCGCCCAACCUGGCUCAUUCCAACCGAGAAAGCAUUUGUGAAGUCCAGCUUGGCGAAGAUUGGGAACAGAGGUGGGAGCUGGGGGUUCGGUAGGGGGACGGGCACGCCGUAUUGGAGCCAUGCGUUGAUUGCGGGAGUUGUUACGGGCGUAUCGGGUGCGGCAAGUGACCUGACGGUUGGCAUCAACAAGAGGAUGCAUGAGGAUAUUUUGAGGAGGGUGUUGAGGAAGGAGAAAAGGGAGAGGGAGGCGGGGAAGAAGAAGGAAUGA